AUGGACUGGAUUGACCAAUACAGAACGCCAACGACAAAGACGGUCAAGGCGCCAAAAAAGACUGCGAAAAACCCACCGGGCUUCAACGACCAGUUCUUCAAGCAAUGGAAGGACGGCAAGGUGAAAACGACCGAAAAAUCCAGCGAAAAGUCCUACGACCUUGAAAAGCUCAAGAAGCAAAGGGCCUGGGACGUGGCCAUCUCGCCAGCGAAAAAUAUCCCCAUGAACCUCAUCAUGAUGUACAUGUCGCCGAACUCGCUGCAAUUGAUCCCAAUCAUGAUGGUUCUGAUGCUGUUUGUCAACUCGGCCAAGGAAAUCUUCCAGGUCAAGGAGAAGUUUGAGGUGUUGGAGCUGAAAAACGAUCCGGAUAAAACUAUGCUACAGAUUCUAUAUGUGGCAUGCUGUCUGGGUAACAUGCUGGUGGGCGUCUGGAAAUUGAACAAGCUGGGCUUGAUCCCAAACAGAAGCAGCGACUGGCUCAGCUGGGAACAGGUCCAGAUCUAG
Molecule: messenger RNA, 504 nt
Organism: Ogataea philodendri
Lineage: Eukaryota; Fungi; Ascomycota; Pichiomycetes; Pichiales; Pichiaceae
Exons: 1
Coding region: 1-504 (167 amino acids)
Biological process (GO): protein folding in endoplasmic reticulum
Cellular component (GO): EMC complex
Source: RefSeq, a predicted model, not a curated record